Cylicocyclus nassatus is the source of this 399-nucleotide messenger RNA. NCBI's taxonomy places the organism in Eukaryota, Metazoa, Nematoda, Chromadorea, Rhabditida, Strongylidae. The record is from the annotation of a GenBank genome assembly.
AUGGUCGGUAAGCAAGAGGAUGGCGGAACGGUAACGACUGGCACCAGCGCAUCAGCCUGCACCACCGCCAUCUCAUCAAGCACGACGAACGACCUCCUCGACACACGACGAUGCAGUGCUGCUCUGCCGCCACCGGACGAACAACAACCCGGACCAUCCACACCUGUCAUUUCCACUAAAGACGAAGUUAUCGUUGAAACUAGCGAUGGAGGUUUGUUUCUACUCAGUCGCUGCCGACUUGCGGCUGAGUCGCACUUCUUCCGUGCUUUGUUUCACGGCACAUAUUUAGAAUCAAAAUCAAGCCGAGUAAGAACCGCCGUUCUCAAUUUAAAAACGCUGGUGAGCUCCGAUUUAAUCGUUGAAGUUGGCGAGGCAUUUCCUGCUCAGGUGAAGCUUUAG